This is a messenger RNA of Bacillus rossius redtenbacheri, 1355 nucleotides long. RefSeq names its product L-lactate oxidase-like. Gene Ontology annotation, molecular function: FMN binding; oxidoreductase activity. Lineage: Eukaryota; Metazoa; Arthropoda; Insecta; Phasmatodea; Bacillidae. The transcript is spliced from 8 exons. The record is from RefSeq and is a predicted model, not a curated record. The coding region runs from base 55 to 1218 and encodes 387 amino acids.
AUUACGAGGUGAUGCAACAGAAGAGGCUCACAGCGGGCCGCGCCGGAGAGGGCCAUGAUGCAACGCGCGGCCAUUAAAAACUCCCGCGCGCAGCGAGUCGACGACAAGAUGGCGGCGGACACGGGACUGGUGUGCCUGCAGGACUACGAGCAGCAUGCGCUCUCGCGGCUGGACAAGAACGCGCUCGACUACUACCGCUGCGGCGCGGGAGAAGAGGACAGCCUGCAGCUCAACAGGACCUGCUUCAAGAGGCUGCGCAUCCGUCCUCGCUGCCUGCGCGACGUGUCACUGCUGGACCUGUCGACGAGCGUGCUGGGCGCGACGGUGGCGCUGCCCGUGGGCAUCGCGCCAACCGCCAUGCAGUCCAUGGCGCACUCGGACGGCGAGCUCGCCAGCGCGCGAGCUGCCGAAGAGGCGGGCGCGAUAUUCGUCCUCAGCACGCUGUCCACGAGCAGCAUAGAGGAAGUGGCUUCCGCCGCGCCGAACGCCGUCAAGUGGUUCCAGCUCUACAUCUACAGGGACAGAGAGCUGACCCGGGAGCUGGUGCGGCGUGCGGAGUGGGCCGGAUACAAGGCUCUGGUGCUCACGGUGGACGCCCCUGUGUUCGGCAACCGCCGCUGCAUCGCCCGCGACCACUUCCAGCUGCCGUCACACCUCCGGUUGGCCAACUUCACAGGAAUAAACGAAAGUGAAAUUCAUGACUCGAAGGGUGGUUCUGGGAUCAACGAGUAUGCCAUUUCUCUGUUCGAUACCAAGCUUACUUGGGAUGACGUGAUAUGGCUUAAGAGCAUCACCCAGUUGCCGAUCGUGCUGAAGGGCGUGCUGACGGCGGAGGACGCGGUGAAGGGAGCUGACGCGGGGGCGGCCGCCAUACUCGUGUCCAACCACGGCGGCCGGCAGGUGGAUGGCGCGCCUGCUGCAAUCGAGGCUCUGCCGGAGGUGGCGAGGGCGGUGGGCGACCGGGUGGAGGUGUACAUGGACGGAGGCGUGACCCAGGGCACGGACGUGUUCAAGGCGCUCGCCCUGGGCGCCAGGAUGGUCUUCAUCGGCAGGCCGGCGCUCUGGGGGCUCGCGCACAGCGGCAAGAGGGGCGUCUGCAACGUGCUCAGCAUCCUCAGGCGGGAGCUGGAGAUCACCUUCCAGCUCACUGGUUGUGCCAGUGUGGUAGAUGUGAGCUCCAAAAUGGUCGUUCACGAAUCUUCUUACUACAAAUUGUAAAACGAAAAGAGUUUUGUAAUCUUUGCAACAAGCUUCAGCCACAAAGAUACGUAUUGUUUUUAAUAACUAUGUACUACUUAAAAAAAUAUAUAUGUUGGUUUAAUUUUUUUUUCCAAAUACAACGCAAUUUACAAUAA